This is a messenger RNA of Spinacia oleracea (spinach), 1989 nucleotides long. RefSeq lists its product as uncharacterized. Bases 230 to 1699 code for a protein of 489 amino acids. NCBI's taxonomy places the organism in Eukaryota, Viridiplantae, Streptophyta, Magnoliopsida, Caryophyllales, Amaranthaceae. The transcript has 15 exons. The record is from RefSeq and is a predicted model, not a curated record.
ACACAAAGAGAGAGAAAAAAGUGUUUCUAAAAUAUUUCCUUAUUUGUGGAAGAACUCAAUUGGCACACAAUGGAUUUCACCCGUUUUCCUAUUCUCAUUCUCAACCUCUCAAUUUUCUAUCACCACAUAUUCAUAUUCACAUACACAUAUCGAAUAAAUUAUUGUGUUAUGUAGGUUUUUCUAAUUGCUCGAUUUUUGGUAAGAUAUUAAUCAUUUGGAAUUUGAAGAAAUGGGCAAGAAGAAAAAAGAAAUCAUUCAAUUAGAUCGUGAGUCUGUAAUUCCCAUUGUUAAGAACAAGUUGAUUCAUGGUUUAACCCAACUCAUUGAAAGCAAGUUGGAGAGGGAUGAAUUUUCCACAUUUUGUAAAAGAGUAGAGUACACGAUUCGAGCUUGGUAUCAUGUACAAUUUGACGAGAUGAUGCAAUUAUUCACCCUUUUUGAACCUGUUGUUGGAGCUCGCAAAUUGGAAGAUCUCAAUCUUUCUGAAGAUGAAAUUGAUGAGCUUGAGCAAAAGUUUCUUGUUCUUCUAUUUCAGAUGAUGAAUAAAAGCAAUUUCAAGAUAGUAACAAAUCAAGAGAUUGAAGUUGCUGCAUCUGGAAAAUAUUGUCUAAAUCUUCCAAUCAAAGUCGAUGAAGCUAAGCUCAACUCAACGCUUUUGAGAAGGUAUUUUGCCAAGCACCCUCAAGAUAACCUUCCUUACUUUGCUGACCAGUAUAUAAUUUUUCGGCGAGGUUUCGGAUUGGAUCAAAUGACUGCUUACUUUAUUCAAUGGAAAAUCGAUGCUCUUAUUUCACGUACCGUGCAAGGAUUCUUAAGAUUAACUGGUAUGAGAAAGUUCUUCUCAAAGAAGAGAAGGUUACGGUACAUGGGAAAUCAAGAACAACAAGAAGGAAUAGGGACAUAUGAUGAAGAUGAUGAUGAUGGCGAUGAACAUGACUUAUUCAUCGAAAGGAUUCGUAUUCAGAAUAUGAAUCUCAGCAUUUGCAACCUAAUCAGUAAAACAACAAUCCAAGAGCCAACAUUUGAGAAGAUUAUUAUUUUAUAUAGACUACAUUCUACAAAAGAAGAUGGUAGAGCAAUUUAUGUGAAGCACUUCAAACACAUUCCCAUGGCUGAUAUGGAAUUAGUUCUUCCCGAAAAGAAGAAUCCAGGAUUAACUCCAUUUGACUGGGUGAAAUUCCUCAUUUCAGCUGCCAUUGGACUGGUGACAGUUAUAACCCAACUCUGCAAGACCAAGGCUAAUUUAAAAGUGUUGGCACCUAUUUGCUCCGCGGUAGUUGGUUAUUGUGCGAAGAUAUAUUUCACGUUUCAGAAAAAUUUGAAAGACUAUCAGAGUUUAAUCACACGGUCCAUGUAUGACAAACAAUUGGAUAGUGGAAGAGGAACUCUACUACACCUAUGUGAUGAUGUGAUUCAACAAGAAGUUAAAGAGGUGAUUAUUGCAUUCUUCGUAUUGAUGAAAUACGGUAAAUUUACUUGUCAGGACCUUGAUCAUAAAUGUGAGGAGUUGAUAUCCGAGAAAUUUAACGAGCAAUGUAAUUUUGAUGUAGAUGAUGCUAUUCACAAGUUAGAGAAACUAGGCAUUGUCUACAAGGAUCAAAUUGAACGAUACUCAUCUGUAGAUGUGAAGAAGGCUAAUGAUUUCAUUGGCACUACCACAGAAGAAGUCGUGACAAAUGCUAGCCAAGGUGAACAGUGAAGAUGAUGUUCAUUUUUCAGUGCGAUUGAAAAUCUGUGUAGCGAGCCUGAAGAUAGAUAGGCAUCUACCUUCGAGAAUGUUUAAUCAAAUUGCUUCUCUUUAAGUUUGAUUUCAAGGAUAACCGAAAGCCUUAUUAGAGGCCUUAGAAUCAUGGUAUUGUAUUUGUAUGUUCAAGUAUAUGUCAAUGCUUAUUCACUAUGAGUAUGUAAAUCAAUAACACUAAAAUAUCGCUUUGUUUAUCUCAUUAUUCCCCCACAAAUAUGGAAAUCCAAAAUGAGAAGUACGUAUGA